Molecule: messenger RNA, 249 nt
Organism: Microthlaspi erraticum
Lineage: Eukaryota; Viridiplantae; Streptophyta; Magnoliopsida; Brassicales; Brassicaceae
Source: the annotation of a GenBank genome assembly
AUGUCCCCAUGGCAGUUUAUACUCAUUGUCGCAGCUAGCUCCAUAGGAGAAGAGCUCUUUUACCGUGUUGAUGUACAGGGUGCUCUGUCUGAUAUGUUCUUGAGAGGAACACAGAUGAUGACAGAUUCAAGAGGCAUGGCAUCUCUGUUUGACGCAGAUCAUGAAUCAGUCAGGAAGUGCAUCAGGACGUAUGGACGGACUUGUAGCGGAGCUAAGUGGAGCUUAACGGAGCUAAAGGAAUGUUGCUGA